Molecule: messenger RNA, 912 nt
Organism: Paraglomus occultum
Lineage: Eukaryota; Fungi; Glomeromycota; Glomeromycetes; Paraglomerales; Paraglomeraceae
Source: the annotation of a GenBank genome assembly
AUGAUACGGAUAGAGGACGAACAAAUAACCCUUUCGGAUGAAAGUUCAUUACGAAGGACGAAGCAACGAUGGCUAUUGGCAAUAGGGACACUGCUAGUUAUUGCGCUGGUCGUGUUGUUCUUUGUAUUUGAAGAACCGAUCAUGAAAGCGCUUGCACCAUUCGCAGAAAGUGUUCGGUCAACACGAUAUGGUUACUUGAUCAUGGGUGGAUUGGUUGCUCUCUCGAGUUUUCCUCCAAUUCCGGGCUACAGCGCGUUAGUUCUAGCUUGCGGUUUUAUCUACGGCUUUCCACUAGGUUUUGUUCCAGCGUUUGCAGGAGCAGUCAUCGGAGCAACUGCUUCUUUUUGGCUGUUUAGAAAAGCGUUUAAAAAAUAUGUAAGGCGGUUACUCGCUAAUCGGGGGAAUUUUGCUGCUUUAUCCGUGGCUGUUCAAGAGGGUGGAUUUAAAAUUAUCUUUUUAAUCCGUCUUAGUCCCUUUCCCUUCACCUACUCCAAUGCAUUCUUCGCCUCCUUGCACACAGUUUCUUUCCCAACAUUUCUUCUCGCAACUGUUCUUUCCCUUCCUAAACUAUUCGCCCAUAUCUUCAUCGGUUCUCGGCUCGGCAAUCUAUCUCUUAAAAACAUGGACAAGACAUCGAAAUUGGUUAAUUAUCUCACAAUCGCCAUCGGCGGCCUCUUGUUUAUAAUAGCCACUUACUAUGUAUACCAAAAGACUAACAAAAUAGCCAAAGAAGCUGCGAAAAGAAGGAUAACUGGAGGUCUGGGAAACGAUAGCGAGGUGUUUUUGCAAGAUGAAGAAGCGAAGAUUGAAAUGAGUGUUGCUGGACGCGCUAACGAGAACGGUGAAAGUUCUGAAACUGAUGACGAGCGACAAAACUUUACUCAAGAGAACCGUCAUAGUUUGCAGAUGUGA